Molecule: messenger RNA, 1254 nt
Organism: Clonostachys rhizophaga
Lineage: Eukaryota; Fungi; Ascomycota; Sordariomycetes; Hypocreales; Bionectriaceae
Source: the annotation of a GenBank genome assembly
AUGGGAACAUUCUCUCUCAUGUGUGGUAUGAGCCUGUGUGCCCGCCUCGUUGAGCGCCGGUCUACCGAAAGACGCUUCAAGAGGCAUGAUAGGCCCGGCGAGGCAAAGCCGCGCAUCUUCUGGCUCCAGUGCGGCGACCAAAGGGUAGGCGAUCAGCAAUUCCGUUCUUUCGCCUACUCGGAGGAGAAGAAGCAGUACAUGACGUCCUUCAUCCAUAAGCCGGACUCGCUCCCCAUCUUCGGAUUGCCGCCUCGCUUUGUCCUGUGGGCCGCCAUUGUAUCGUCACUCCUGGGGUUUGCAUGCCAAUUUAUGGGCUUCCGUGGUCUGCACGGUUCUAUCAUCCUCUACCAAUUAGCCUGCACCCUGAUCAUGGCCGGGGUUCGCGCAGGGCUUCGCAGCAGACGCCUUGAGCGGAAGAAAAACCGUCUGGAGAGCUUCCACCGGUGGUCCGAGAGCGACGAACUUGACUGGCAAGCGUUGUCUAUCGUAGGCGACGAUUAUCUAUUGAAGAAUGCUGAAUCGGUUGAACCUCUUGCGCGCCACGACUACUUCGACUUGAUGAACUCGCAUCUUGACAGGGGACUCAAGGGAUCCCCUUUGUCCAAAGCGGCGCAGGAUAUGCUCCUCGCAUCAUCCGCGGUGGAGGUAUCACUGUCCAAAGGGGACGUUGGAAGUGGCGUUGUCGGCUUUCGUCCCAGCGCGCGUGGCGGUCGUCAAAACGACACGCGCUGCUCCAAAAGUGCUGCCGAGUUCAUUCGAAUAUUGGAAGGCAAUCCAAAGUGCGUCAAGCUUGACUUUCAGCCUUUGCAUGUUUUCGAUCCCUACAAGGUGCUUCCCGACUUUGACCUGAAUCCCGCCGCUCGUAUCGUAAAUAUCAGAGCGCGGCUUGGCCAGCUCAGCGGAGACGAGUGCCAGCCCUCAGGUAUACCAUGGGACCCAGAGCUGCAAGCCGUGGCAAGGCGGUUGCAGAAUGCCCUGCAGAAUUCUCUGGGCUAUAUAUUUGGCAAGGCCCCGCUCCAAAGUGGCUGGAAAGGAACUGAGGCUCUCGUAUGGUCUGCCGUCUGCCAAUACCAUGUUUUGCAGGAUAGUAUGCGUCCCAUAGAAGGAGCAUACCAUACGCUUGGGACCCUGGCCCUCCCCAUUCAUUUCUUAUCUUACCAAAAGGGGCAGCAAUGGACUAUAAAUGAGCAUCAACUCGCGGCGGUCAUAGGCCUUUGGAGAAACAGCAUCCUCCACCGACAUUCGAACUAUUAG